UAUGUUCUGUAGACGUUCUCCAUAGUGAUGGCGAAAAUGCAGCUAGCUAUUUGGUCUUAAAGUGCCAUGCUUAAAACGUAAGGUUUGUGCAAAGCGACAAUAAAUACAAUGGCCGGUAUAAGGAGAGUUAACGGAAAAUGCUCGGGAAUUAACCCAGCUGUAAGUUGCAGUCGCCUUCGUCAUGUCCAGUCUCUGCUUUCUGAUGGUGGCGCUGCCUCACCCGACGGCAUACUGUGCUCUCUCGGUAUUGACAGUCGGUAUAAUGAAGGAUGCUCAGAGCUGGCAAAGUACCUGUUCUACGGACUAUAUGGAAGGAACCACUUGAAUCUGGAACAUGCUGAGGAAUUUCCAGAAGAAUUAUUGGAUGAUGUCAUUCUCCUGAUUAAGGCAGAAUGUGUUCAUCUGUAUUGUAACCCAAUGAACUACAGCUACCUGUUGCCCUAUGUGUCUCACUGGAGGAAUCUGCAUCUCUACUGCUUGACAAAAGCGGAGUAUGAAGAUGAGGAGGCAGCAGAGGAAUUCAAAAUCUCUAGUUUUGUCACAAUGGUGUGGGAUUGCUAUCAUAUCGGAAUACCUUACAGCUCACAGGGACACAUGCAGAAGUUUGACAUGUUUAUGGUGGAAAAAUGGCCCAUAAUUCAAGCAUUUGCCCUGGAAGGAAUCGGGGGUGGGAGCUUUUUCACCAUGAAAUACAAGCUCAAUGACAUGAGUGAGAAGCUGUGGCAGGUGUACAGCAGACUUGAUCCAGUGUCUCUAGAUAAUCUCCUCACAGAGGACUUGGUUAGUUUUGAGAAGCAGUGGAGCAGCUUUUUCUCCAGCAUGGAAUUAGAGAGCCCUUUGUCUAUCUUGGAGCUGUCUGAAGCACAGGCAGGAGAGGCAUUCCAUACUUAUUACUCCCAUGGGCUGAUCUCAAGCAACAUCACAGAUAAAAGUAAAGGUCGGCACCCCUUUGUGCUGUUUGGGCGGCAUUCCUCCUUAGAGGAUCUGGAGAGUUAUUCAUUCAGCUUUCCUUCUGAGAGUCAUCAGAUCCGUAACACAGGACCUCCUUGUUCUUCAGCCAGACACAUGAUUCUGCAGUGCGAAGCUCCCAAAAGUCGCCUAGCUUGUUCACGCACCUAUUUUUUUGGUACAACUCACACUGCGUACAUUGGUAAUCAAAGCUCAGUGGAAAACAAAACAGAAGUUUUACUUUUGUCACAGAUUUAUUCUGCUGCGGUACAAGCAGUCCUUUCAGGAAUCAAGUGCUACUCUUCUACCUCUAGUGCCACAAAGGCCAAGGAUGUAGCAGAACACACUUUUCUAGUGGCUUUGGAAUCAGUGAAUUUAAGUCAGUACCGCAGUACUCUCAGGUCCAAAUGUGAAUUCAGCAUUCAAGCAGUGAAUAAGGCGGGGCGGCACAUCCCUCUUACUGAUGAAGAAAAUCAUUACGUGGUGAAAACGGCUUCCAUAAUCGUCUAUGACAUCCCAGAUCUUCAGUGUGGUGGGGGGGACCUUGGCUCUGUCAUUUUCUCUGAAUCAUUCUUGGAAUCAAGCAUCAAUAUACAACAAAAAGAUGGCACUGUGUCCUCGGAUAGCUGCUACACCAUCCUGACUUCAAGUGUGCCUCGUUAUACCUGCUGGCUUAUGGAAUCUGAUGUGAAACAGUCAGAACAAGCACAACAGCUUACUAAGAAGGAAGGCACCACUUUUUUGGGAACUGCUCUGACUGCAGCAGAUGCUGCAUAUAUGUUUUCCAGCAGCCUGCUGUCCACACCCGAAGAAGGGAAGAUCAUUUUCUUCUCUGAGGGACUUCUCUUUGUUCAUUCUCUAUAUGGAAGCAUUACACUGUCCAAGGAUCACAUCAGCACAAUCAUGUUUUAUGAUCAGGAGUAUGGUGCUGUGGCAUCUCUUUUUCUGGAGUAUGAGACCAGCCUGCUCCCCCACCUCCCCUUUUCUCUCCACAGCUCAGACCGGUGCUUGGUCUUUGCCUUUCAGCCCAAAUCCAAAAGCCUCCGGGCCUUCUAUGCUAAAGUUUUGUCAGUGUGGCAAAACUGUGACUCCAAUCUCACUCUGCAUUUGGUGGACCAGGAGCACCUGACUUGGAAUCAAAGAAACAUGCACACCAGACUGCAGAAGCUGCAUGACAGCCAGGAACCUCCACUGGCCAAACGCAGAGGCAACUUAAAGACUUCAUAUUCUCAACUGCCAGAGCAGGAAAUGUUUCUUCAGCACUUUGCUCUAAGUGCCCUUGGUCGGGAACCCAUUCUGUAUGAUCACUUGGGGGUGCUCUUUCCCUCUGCAGAGCUGAGUAGCCCAGUCAGUAAUCUUGAAGAUAAGGUUGUAAUUACCAUCAUCACUGGACUGCCAGGGAGCCAUAAGAAGAGACUGUGCAACUUUUUGGUUAAGCUGAACAAGGAAUAUGGGCGGUGGGUGGUCUAUGACCCUGAUAUUGACAACUGUAACCAUUUCUCAGCCGCCCAUCUCCAACAGUAUUUGUCCAGCUUUCUGGAGAGCCAGAGAGGUCUAGGAGGCAAACCCCAUCUCCUGGUGCUGUCACCUGGAUACACAGAUGUUUUGGAUGUGGUGCAGGCAAUACUCUUUCAUCCUGACCCGGUUGUACAGGCCUGUUUUACAGUUGGAGCUGUCACUGCCUGUGUGAACCCUCUUGCCUCCUGCAUGGAACACAGGUUUGCUUUUCCCAAGCUGAUAGAGCAGUGUAGCCAAGGUGUUGUGAGUACAGUGGUCUUCACCGGGCUGACAGCAGAGCAGAAGCACCCUCUCAUGCAGCAUGUUCAGCAGCUGGUACGCUCUGCCAACCCCACUGCAGCCUUCAUAGUCGCAGAGAGAGCAGCUGUCACCAGGAAUGAAGAUGUGACUCUGAUUUUGUCUGAUACCAGCUUCAAUGAGCCGCAGAUGCUGAGAGCACGCUAUGUUCUCUACCCUGGCUGGUGCAAGGGCCGUUUCUUCACUGGUUCGGGGUCUUUCAACAUCACUCGGCAGCGUGUGGUGUUCAGCCGUCCCCUUGAAAGGGCUCUGUUUGUCACCCACUGUAAAGCAUUCAAGUCAUCACUAAGACCAAGUCCCUUCCAAGGAAAUGUGUACAAUAUUUGGGGAAAAGUCAGAUUUUCUGACUCAGACCAAACGAUGGAGGUGAGCUACAACACACUCAGUGGGAACCUGAGCAUUAUCCCAGUUCAGGGCAUUGACCAUGGGACCCGGGACCACCAAGAAACCAACAUGUCCUGCUUCUUGGUCUUCGAUGGUGUUGGCAUCACUGAGGAUGGACUGAAGGACUGGCUCAGACUGUGUGCCAAGCAGAGGCCGACCAAAAAGGCUAAGAAGACUAAAAAUACCCUGUCACCACAAGAAAUCAAGAGCAUACAUAUGACAAGGCACUUGGAUCCGCUUCCACCAGGCUACUUCUACAAUGGUCAUCUGUAUGUUGACAUAUUUGGAGAAAAAAGCGCUUUCCACCCCAACAUGGAAGAGUUUAUCAAACAGUACAUUGCUGAGGCCAACAAAGAGAUUGAGCUGUUCAACCAUCAGCUGGAGCUGCGCACGCAGCCUGACCUGUUUGAUCCGUAAUGUAAUCUGUGUCUGUUUGUCCGCCGCAUCCAUCUGUCUUUACAAAGUCUAACGAAGCCACGGGGUGGGGGGCGGUCAUUUGGGUUUAUUUGUUGUCCACUCGAGUAGAGUGGAUGAUGUGCGUUCACACCACAUGAAGCUACAGAAACAGCUGCUGCUAGAAGUCCAUUCAUCGUCUCUGGGCUAUGUCACUGUUUUCUCAUUGGUUGUCAUUUAAUACUUAAGUGCAGGUUAACUUUGAACAAUCACGUCACCUUUCAAAAGCCAAGUACAUGAUGCUUGGACAUAUGCCUUUCAACUGCACUGCUGCUGUAGACUUUAGUUUCCAUCAACUGGAAAUCGGCAAACUGCAAUUUCUAAUCAGGUCGAAGCAGAUUAACAUUGCUGACAGAAUUUUUAAAUCUUCCUCACAACCGCACACAAAUUUGAAACUAGAUGUGAAAGCUACAACACUAGCACGACAGAAGGGAACUUCCAGCGGCACAGUUCAACAGCUUGUGCUUUUCUGUUUAUUAUAGUUGGCAAAUUAAUGCCUCUAUUUCUGGACAGGCAUGGAUAGCCAUGUGAUUCUAGUGGUCUCCCUGGUGGGGUUUCUCAAGAAUCGCUCCUCCUCUGUUGUCACCCAAUCCACGGUCCACCUGUUAGCUUGUCUGCAUGCCAUGUUGCAACAUAGUGAGCACUCAACCAUAGAGCUGUAAACAUUGGGCGGCC
This is a messenger RNA of Thalassophryne amazonica, 4275 nucleotides long. RefSeq names its product chromosome 19 C20orf194 homolog (gene dnaaf9). Lineage: Eukaryota; Metazoa; Chordata; Actinopteri; Batrachoidiformes; Batrachoididae. The coding region runs from base 109 to 3564 and encodes 1151 amino acids. The record is from RefSeq and is a predicted model, not a curated record. The transcript has 37 exons.